Molecule: messenger RNA, 144 nt
Organism: Phytophthora nicotianae INRA-310
Lineage: Eukaryota; Oomycota; Peronosporomycetes; Peronosporales; Peronosporaceae
Exons: 1
Coding region: 1-144 (47 amino acids)
Source: RefSeq, a predicted model, not a curated record
AUGGCAAAGGCCCGUUCGAGUAACAUAAUCACCUCGGACGUCGAUGAAGAUCGUGUGAGAGCACCCCAUCUUCGCACCGACACUGCCUCCUCACCUAGCAAUCACUUGAGAAGGUGCCUGAUGAAGUGGCGGCGUGAAUACUGA